AUGUCGCUACCGUCGCUAUCCAAGAAGGAUCAAAUCAACAUUGUCGGUGCCGGAAUCUUUGGCCUAUCCACUGCCUUACACCUAGCCCGACGCGGCUACAAGUAUGUCACCGUCUUCGACAAACAGCCCUACGACACGACACUAUACUCCUACUUCAAGGGCUGCGAUGGUGCUUCCGCAGAUAUCAACAAGAUCAUCCGUUCUGCGUACGGCUCGCAGACUGAAUACCAACAACUAUCCACGGAAGCAAUCGCGUCCUGGAAACAGUGGAACUCCGACUUGGAGAAUGGCUUCGAUCUACCGGAGGGCAUGUCACGCGCGGACAGGGUAUUCAUCCAGUGCGGUAGCCUGAGUUUGACGGAUGGGGAUGAGCUACCAGAGUUUGAGAAAGCUACGAUCAAGAACAUGGAAGACGCGGGGCACAAAGACACUCAGCUGAUUACUACGAACCAAGAGCACCAGACGAUUGCUCAAGCAAGAGGCAUGGGCUCGGCGAUGGAUCCUUUCUUGCGGGAAAAGAGGGGUAAGUCGAAUGUUGGCGUCCUAGAUGCUACUGGCGGUGUCGCAAUAGCGGAUAAAGCAUGCAGGGUGGCUUUGCAAAAGGCACGGAAUCUUGGCGCCAGAUUCGUCUUUGAUCCAUCCGCUGGUGCAUUUGACAGGUUCAUGACCACUUCCGGCGGAGACGUUAUCGGUAUACAGACCAAGGACGGCAAAAGACAUCCUGCCAGGCUUACGAUCAUGGCAUGCGGCGGUUGGACGCCUUCACUCCUCCCGGAAUUGGACGGCCUGUGCGAAGCCACGGCCGGGUCAGUCAUCAUAUACAAGAUACCGCGCGCCUCGUCUUUAUGGGAAAGGUUCUCUCCUGAACGAUUCCCAACGUGGCUUUGGAAAGUGCGAGAUGGAGCUGAAGGUGGUUUAUACGGCUUUCCAAGGGACGAGAACGGUUAUCUUAAGAUCGGAUACCGUGGGACAAAGUACACCAACCCAGAACGGCAGGAAGAUGGAAUCGAGCGAAGUGUACCUAUAACAAGAUGGACGGAAGAUCAUCAGUUGAGAAAGAUUCCCUCGCAGGCUAUGAAGGUUUUACGUCGAUUUAUCGCAGAGUACAUGCCCGAGCUUGAGGAUGAGGGUCUUGAGAUCGAAACGACGAGAGUUUGUUGGUACACAGAUUCAUUCGACAACCACUUUGUCAUAGAUCAUGUUCCUGAAAAGCGGGGGUUGUUUGUGGCGACGGGGGGAAGUGGGCAUGCGUUCAAGUAUCUACCCAAUAUUGGUAACUGGGUUGUUGAUGCAAUUGAGGGAAUUGGCCAGGAACGCGCAGCCAUUCAGGCGUGGCGGUGGCGUGAUCUCGGCGACCAAAAAGCCUUCAAUGUGCUCAUGGAAGGCACCAAAGGCGCUAGGGCAUUAGGAAAUGUCUCACUCAUAGACGAGCAUGAAGAAACCCGGGCUAAACUAUAG
This is a messenger RNA of Didymosphaeria variabile, 1458 nucleotides long. RefSeq lists its product as uncharacterized. The coding region runs from base 1 to 1458 and encodes 485 amino acids. Gene Ontology annotation, molecular function: flavin adenine dinucleotide binding; sarcosine oxidase activity. The transcript has a single exon. The record is from RefSeq and is a predicted model, not a curated record. NCBI's taxonomy places the organism in Eukaryota, Fungi, Ascomycota, Dothideomycetes, Pleosporales, Didymosphaeriaceae.